AGUGUCGAGUGUGUUGUGUCUCCAGUCCAGCAGGAGUCGCUCUGCAGCUCUUCAGUCCGCCGAUAAACCCACUAAAGAAAGAAAGAAAGUCAAACAUCAAGCGCUGCGUGUUCACAUCACUCUGAUUUUCUCUCUUGAGUGUUUUAAACAGAGUGUUGUGUGUGUGUGUUUGUGUUGAGAUGUUGAGGAUGACGUCACAGAUGUGCUGUAAAUCAGUGGGAACUGAUCUGUCCAUGCUGGAUAUUGAUGAUUUCAUCACAGAAAUCUGUCAGCUGAAGAAAGAGGUGGCGUUACUGGAGGAAAAGCUGAGGACAAGAGGAGAUGAACUCAACACUGAGAAGUCCAGACACACACAGGACUCGGAGCUCAGCCUCACUUUACUCUGUUAUACUGACACAAACCCCACAGACGCUCAGGACACUGUGUGUGACAGUAAUCACACCUUGAAUCAGGAUGAAUCUACUGAUCAAACCUCCACAGAGUCUCUGGAUUCUGUCUGUAACGCUGGAGAACAGCAGAUCCUGAACACCAGACCACUCAACAUGUGUUCUGUCACACUGGUGGACUGCAGGAAACUGAUGGAGAUGGAAACACAAACACCAGCAGAAGAAGAAGAAGAAGAAGAAGAUCACACUGAUGAAGAUGAGAAUCAUGACGAUGAUGAUGAUGAUGAUUUCAUCCCUUCAGAUGAGAGCGGUGAUUCAUGUUGUGAUGGAGAAACGGCCUCUACAUCAAAACAGCGACUGACAGCACAAACUCUUUCCUGCAUCACCUGUGGAAAGACAUUCAGUUCACAGAGACGUUUAGAGACACAUGAGAGAAAACACACAGAACAGAAACUCUUCACCUGCACCAGAUGUGACAUCAGCUUUCCUACCUUACAAGAGAAGAAACUUCACUCACAAGAGCACAGACACCAGAAACACUUUGAGAAGAAGAAACAGUUUCACUGUCAGCAGUGUGGGAAGAGGUUUUUUACAACUUCUUCUAAUAUGGGAGCUCACAUGAGGACACACACUGGAGAAAAACCUUUCCACUGCAGUCAAUGUGACAAAUAUUUCAGCAGCAAACAAUAUCUUUUUACUCAUAAGAGAAUUCACACGGGAGAAAAACCCCAUAAGUGUCCUCACUGUGACAAGAGAUUUACUGAUGUAUCUGGUCUGAAGACCCAUGUGCUCGUGCACAGUGAUGAGAAAAGGUUUCAGUGCAGUGAAUGUGGAAAAAGUUUUAAGCAGCCAAUUGCUCUCACAAUACACCAAAGAACUCACUCUGAGAAACUCUAUCAGUGUUCACACUGUGAUAAACGUUUCAGUCAGAAACCUCAUCUGAUAACUCAUGAGAGAAUUCACACUGGAGAGAAACCUUACCUCUGCUCUCACUGUGGAAAGAGAUUUUCUGAUCCAUCUCAUUUCAGAGAACAUCAGAGAGUUCACACUGGAGAGAAACCUUAUGACUGCAGUGUUUGUGGGAAGAGUUUCACUCAACAUGGUAACUUACUAAAGCACCAGAGAAUUCAUACAGGUGAAAGGCCCUUCAAAUGUUCUCAGUGUGACAAAACGUUUGCUCGAUCAGAUGUCCUAAAAACCCAUGAGAGAGUUCACACUGGAGAGAAACCUUAUCACUGCUCCAUCUGUGGAGAGAGAUUCACUUAUUUAGGAGGUUUUCAGACUCAUCAGAAGAAACAUGCUGAAGAACAAACUGCACUGGAGUCAUCGUAGUGUCUCAAUCUGUUAAAAACAGUCAAAGUCUGAGUGCUCGUUCUGCCGGUGUUGGGGUCAAUAUCACUUUAAAAGGGACAGAUCACCCAAAAAUCUAUAAUCUCUCUCAUGUGGUUGUAAAUCUGUAUGUGAGUCUUUCUUCUAUGGAAAACAAAAGAAGAUAUUUUGAGAAAUGCCUCAGUGGUUUUGUGUUCAUACAAGGGAAGUCAAUGGGGUUUAGUGUUGUAUGGUUGUCAACAUUCUUCAAAUUAUCUUCAUUUUUUUUCUGCAGAAGAUAGAAACUCAUACAGGUUUAGAAAGUGGAUUGGUUUCGGGCCUGAUCAUUAAUCUGGUUUAAUAAAGAUCUCAGUUUCAUGUGGUUAGUUUAGAUAGCUUAGCCUGUAUCUCCACCACGCUGGAUCAAUAAAAGCCAUAAUGUUUAAGUGAAAGCAUAAGAAUCAUGUGAUUUCAACAUCGUUUUUCAAUACAGUCAAAGCGUUUGUGUCUACUGUACACGCAUGAAUGCUAUACGGAUUUUGAUUAAUCCAAACUCAAUCUGCAAAACAUGCGGUUAACUAACGUUUAUCUGUGAAGUACUUGAGAAGACAGGCUGUGUUUGGAAAAAAAGUGUCCUUAAAGAUAGUAUGUUGUGCAGUUUUUAUUAUUUACUUAGUAGUACAUCCAUAAAAAAUAUGUCCUAAUGGCAGUCCUGCCAAUCUGAAGAUGUGUUGAUAUUCAGCGGUAUACAGCUCAUGUGGAUUGUGUUAUACUCCUGCCAGUUCCACCAUGUAUAUAUGUAAUUAAGCUACAGUAGAAGGUUUUUUUAAGGAGUGGGAUUCAAAAUGGUGUAUUAGAUUUUUUAGUUGAAUGGUUGAAUGUUUAUAGAAUUUGUAGGAAAUUAGAAAUUUACAAAUAAAGUUAAAGCGGUCUUUGAAUUGU
Molecule: messenger RNA, 2636 nt
Organism: Triplophysa rosa
Lineage: Eukaryota; Metazoa; Chordata; Actinopteri; Cypriniformes; Nemacheilidae
Product: zinc finger protein 501-like
Exons: 3
Coding region: 180-1718 (512 amino acids)
Biological process (GO): negative regulation of transcription by RNA polymerase II; regulation of immune system process; regulation of cytokine production
Source: RefSeq, a predicted model, not a curated record